AUGAUAUAUACUGAAGAGUUGGAGAAAGAAGAAGAUAAAGAUAUGGUUAUGUUGCAUUUAGUCAGAAGAAACAACAAGAGCUUUUAUGACUUAGCUAAAAUAUAUAAAUCUGACAGAAACUGGUUCUAUCGUGAAAACUUACCGAUUUCAAUGACACCGAAUGAGCAAAUAAAGGAAAUUGUCAAAAAUACUCUUCCUCAAACACACUAUGACAUCAAAGGUUGCACAAUACUUACAUUCAAAGAAGACUUAACAUUACUGAAGGAAAAAAUAACAGAAUAUUUCGAUAACUUCAAAGAGGAAGAAUAA
Messenger RNA from Trichomonas vaginalis G3, 309 nucleotides. RefSeq lists its product as uncharacterized. Lineage: Eukaryota; Parabasalia; Trichomonadida; Trichomonadidae. The transcript has a single exon. The coding region runs from base 1 to 309 and encodes 102 amino acids. The record is from RefSeq and is a predicted model, not a curated record.